Messenger RNA from Selaginella moellendorffii, 564 nucleotides. RefSeq names its product 50S ribosomal protein L28. Gene Ontology annotation, biological process: translation. Gene Ontology annotation, cellular component: ribosome. NCBI's taxonomy places the organism in Eukaryota, Viridiplantae, Streptophyta, Lycopodiopsida, Selaginellales, Selaginellaceae. Bases 84 to 500 code for a protein of 138 amino acids. The transcript has 2 exons. Gene Ontology annotation, molecular function: structural constituent of ribosome. The record is from RefSeq and is a predicted model, not a curated record.
GGAUACGUACCGCUUCCACACCUUUGACAAGGGGACUUGCUCCUGCCAAGACUUUUGGUAGGGUAACAACGCAGGUACGUAGUAUGGCGUUUUUCGCAAUGGCAGCAAUGCCGCCGCCUUGCAAGCUCAAGCUCAAGCCCAUAACGUCCCACGCGGCCAAGGAUUUGAGCUGGCGGAAGAGCGAGCUGGCUGGCACUGGUGUGGCGGUUCCACUCGUGGUGCCAUUGCAGAGGCUUUCGUCCCUCAUCGUCCAGCCCCUGGCAAGCAGGGUGUGCGAGCUGACGGGCAAGAAGUACAACAACGCGCGCAAGAUCUCCUACUCCCACAUCCGCACCAGGAAGAAGCAGCAGCCCAACCUGCAGUACAAGCGGCUGUGGUGGGAGGCUGGGCAGAGGUUCGUCAGGCUCAGGAUAUGCACGCAGGCGCUCAAGACCAUCGACAAGAAGGGGCUGGACGCCAUGGCCAAGGAAGCGGGGAUAGACUUGCGCAAGCACCGCUAAACUACUUGAAAAGAAGCAGUGUUAGCCUCCACGUUGUUAAUGUUAAAGGAGCCCCAGUGCCAGA